AUGGCGGCGGGCAGCUCGGGCACCGGCAUGGGCUGGCGGGCUCCCCUGGAAGGCCUUCAGAUCACUGACAGCAUUGUCCCAGGGCUUCCUUGGCCUGUGCCAGGAACGCGGAGCGCAGCAUUCACCAUCCCCUCCCUGAAACAGCGGUCCCCGAGGUGCUCCACAGGCAGGGCCGAGCUGGGCGACGGGGAGCCCAGACCCUGCACGGGUCGCCCUGAGCGGCGGGGACGCAGGAAGAGCUCACCGGCUCCACCAGCCCCUACCCCAGAUGCGGGACCCGGGACCAGAGAGGGCCUGGAGCCCCCGCCCCAUGGCUGCCAGGAGGCGGACACGGGCAGCUCCUGGGGGGCUACCGCCCCGAGGCCGUUACGCCAGAACUUGAGCGAUCUGGGAAGGGGCAGCGCCCCGCCCUUGAAGAGGAACCUGUGUCCUAGAGGCAGCAGCCUGGGAUCUCCUCCUCCGAGGACACCGCAGAGGCGAGUGACUCUGGCGGCGCAGCGCUGGCUUUCCCGUCCGCGGAGGAGGAGAGCUGCGGGGCUGGAUGAGCUGGACCAGGGAGGACGGCUGGCUGCUUUCGGCCUCCGAUGGGGAGUGGACAGCUUAGGGGGUUGUCCCCGUGCCAGCCGGCCUGCUGGCCACUCUGGGCUUCAUCACAGCCUCACCUGCCUGCACAGGCACCUAGCACUGCAGGCUGGAGCUUCUGGCCAUGCUGGUCAACUUCCCCAACGAGCCUCUGCUGCCUGGGAACAGCAAGGCCAGAGCUACACCGCCCUGCACUUGGCAGCCAUGUACCUUGGAGAUGGUGAAGCUGCUAGUGGGGACAUAGGACGCCAAUGUGGACAUCAGGGACUACAUUGGGAAAAGGGCCUCCCAGCAUGUGAGUCAGAGCAUCACAGAAGAGAUUGAGACCCUGAUGGGAGUCCUGGACAAGGACGAUGGGGAGAGCACCGCCAGCAGCGGGGAUGGGUACUGGAAGAUUUAAAAGCUGCCCCCUCCAUCUCACCACCUACAAACUGUCACAUGUCCUGGAAGAUGGGGGGACCCUCUCCACCAUCACCACUUGGCUGAAGAUGGUCCAGAGGUGAAGCCAAGGAUUCCAGGGUGCACAGCCUCAGGCAGGACUAAUGGACUUAAAAAACACAGGCUCAACAAAAUCCACUUCACAACCCAGAUGGUUCACAUCACACCCUCUUUCAGGGACCCAGAGCAGCCACUGGAAGAGGAGGAGUAGGAACGCUCUCUUAAAGUCCACUUAUCCUAUUCCUUCAAAUUAAGCCCAAAGUCCAAUGUAUUUAGGUAAAAAAUAAUUUCUUUUAGAAAAUGCCAAGGUUUGUCUUCUGAAAUUUAAUAACAGAAACAAAAAAACAACACUAGAUGUAAAGAAGUGAGACCAGAAAAGACAAACUAAACUAUCCUUACUAGGUUGGAAUGGAUGGGGUGGAGUUCCCAUCGGGCUAGCAUUCUGGGGAAAGUGUUUUUUUUUUUUUUUUUUUUUUUUUUUUUUGGCGGUGGGGGGAAGGAGUCUCGCUCUGUCGCCCAGGCUGGAAUGCAGUGGCGCCAUCUCCGCUCACUGCAAGCUCCGCCCUACGGGUUUAUGCCAUUCUCCAGCCCCAGCCUCCCAGUAGCUGGGACUACAGGCGUCCGCCACCACAUACGGCUAAUUUUUUUGUAUUAUUUUUAGUAGAGACGGGGUUUCACCGUGUUCUCCAGGAUGGUCUCGAUUCCUGACCUCGUGAUCCGCCCACCUCGGCCUCCCAAAGUGCUGGGAUUACAGGCGUGAGCCACUGCACCGGGCCGGAUUUCUUUUUAAGAGAUUCAUCAUACCUUGACCUGUGCCCCAUUUCCCUCCUCCACCUGUCUGACCUGGCAUUCCUAUUUCGGGAGACCAGAAGUGGGGGGAAGAGAAGGGAUGACUGUUUCUUUGCUUUCACCAUUCCUGCAUGCCAUGCAAAGGAAGGAAUACUGCGUUUUUAAAUAUCUGUUUUAUUAAGUGGUUACUCUUUCAAGGACAAAAAAAAUGCAAAUUGUUACAAAACUGGUAGUAUUUGUAAGUGCAAGUACUACAUGCUGCCUUAUUCUUUUACCAAUUGCAUUUGCAUUUUAAGGUACUACUGGUACAGCCACGGUGGAGAACAGUUUGGAUGUUCCUCUAAACACUGAAAAUAGAGGUGCCACAUGAUCCAGCAAUCCCACUGUUGGAUAUAUACCCCCAAAAUAAGAAAUGAGCAUAUCGAAGAAAUUAUCUGCACUCCCAUGUUGGUUGCACCACUGUUGACAAUACCUAAGAUUUGGAAGCAACCUAAGUGUCCAUCAACAGAUUAAUGUAUUAAAGAAAAUGUGGUAGAUACACACAGUGGAGUAUUAUUCAGCCCUAAAAAGAAUGAGAUUCAGUCAUUUGCAACAACAUGGAAGGAACUGGAUAUCAUUAUGUUAAGGGAAAUAAGCCAAGCAUGGAAAGGCAGACAUUGCAUGUUCUCACUUAUUUGUGGGAUCUAAAAAUCAAAACAAUUGAACCCAUGGACAUAGUAAGUACAAGGGGGCUGGGUGGGGGGAGACAGGGCACGGGUAAUGGGUACAAAAAUAGGGAGAAGGAAUGAAUAAGACAUACUAUUUGAUAGCACAACAGGGGGACUCUAGUCAAUAAUUGUACAUUUAAAAAUAACUAAAAGAAUCUAAUUGGAUUGUAACACAAAGGAUACAUGCUUAAAGGGAUGGAUACCCACUCUCCAUGAUGUGAUUAGUUCAUGCUGCAUGCCUGUAUCAAAACAUCUCAUGCACCCCAUAAAUAUAUGUGCCUAUUAUAUACUCACAAAAAUGCUUGAAAAUAAAAAUAAAGGAACUACUGAAGGUCAGGUCAGAGUGGAAAUGCAAAAAUACUAAUUAGAGAAUAAUGUGAAUACAACAGGAAUCCUGUUGGUAUUCUAUUUAUAUUGUAAGCAGCAGUUCAAUUGUUUUGUAAAAGCGAUUCAAUUUUAAUCACUGAACUAAAGAAAUGGGCAACGCUGACUUCCGUAAUAUAGGUUCUACCUAACCAUCUCUAACACCGCUGUCAAGGAGGACCAGUGUUAAGGUACAUUACUAACAACCACACAAAUUUUUAAAAGAAAAGAACACUCUUAGCAGCCUAUGGUACUUUGAAAUGAAAUAUUGCCUCUCAUUCUCAUUUGUGUUGCCAUUCUAAAAGUUUGAAUUUGCUGAGGUUUAUAUUCUGGGUAUUAUAUAACCAUUGGUUCUGUUUUUCAUAACCCUAUUAAAUGGUUGCUCAGAGCUGAAUUACCUACAGAAACUUUCUGGUUUAAUUAGCAUAAAUUGGUAUAAAUAUUAGUGAGCCCAUACUUCUGUGAUAUAAUUAAACCAACUUAAUGAUUCUCACAUAAGGUGUCAAUUUAUUUUACUAAUGCAUUCAUAAUCUAUGCUUUGUAGCAACAUUUUUCAAAUGUUUAAAAUGCUAAAUCUUCUCAAUUUUCCAAUCUUUUCUUGAAUCUAUUAGAUACCUAUAGUGUAUUUACUGAAUAGCUGGGAAACAAAUACACCUAGUUAGAAAUGGCACUGCUUUAUAAAAGGCACUAGAGAAAAGACGAGACUAUUUCUAUAUUUAAAUGCUGCUGGCAAGUGAAUUCCUUUGUAAAUAAAUGAAAGAUACCAUUCAUUAAAAUGAAA
Messenger RNA from Pan troglodytes (chimpanzee), 3660 nucleotides. Its product is annotated as ankyrin repeat domain-containing protein SOWAHC-like. The transcript has 2 exons. The record is from RefSeq and is a predicted model, not a curated record. Lineage: Eukaryota; Metazoa; Chordata; Mammalia; Primates; Hominidae. The coding region runs from base 1 to 906 and encodes 301 amino acids.